AUGUCUAAUGAAGUUGAUAGUAAACCAGUAUCCACUAUGGACGGGGAAAAGUAUCUUAUAUUGCGUACUAAUUCCACAUUGGAUCUUUAUGAUUCUGUACUUACUGAUAUUGAGAGGCAAUUUAUAGCAGGCUAUUUAAUAUGUAUAGGCGAAGUUUCAACAAAGACGAGUCGUCAUUUUAACAUUCAAACACGGAUAAUUCUUAAAACACAUGGAUUUGAAGACCCAAAUUAUAUAGCUGUGAACGCUAUUACCGUUACUGAGAAAACAAGGAAGAACGGGUGGGAUCAUUUUGUGAUGUUUAUAACGGCGUCGCCCACAUGGAAUUCGCCAUUGUUGUCGUAUAGUACAUUAGACAUUGGUAAAGACGUUAUCAAUACCACAAUUUAUUUCCCUAUAAAUGUGACAGUAAAAUGCAAUAGAAUCAUUAGUUAA
This is a messenger RNA of Lottia gigantea (owl limpet), 435 nucleotides long. RefSeq lists its product as hypothetical. The record is from RefSeq and is a predicted model, not a curated record. Lineage: Eukaryota; Metazoa; Mollusca; Gastropoda; Lottiidae. The coding region runs from base 1 to 435 and encodes 144 amino acids. The transcript has 3 exons.